Molecule: messenger RNA, 1293 nt
Organism: Physeter macrocephalus (sperm whale)
Lineage: Eukaryota; Metazoa; Chordata; Mammalia; Artiodactyla; Physeteridae
Gene: RUNX3
Product: RUNX family transcription factor 3
Exons: 6
Coding region: 1-1293 (430 amino acids)
Biological process (GO): hemopoiesis; chondrocyte differentiation; ossification
Cellular component (GO): nucleus
Molecular function (GO): RNA polymerase II cis-regulatory region sequence-specific DNA binding; ATP binding; DNA-binding transcription factor activity, RNA polymerase II-specific
Source: RefSeq, a predicted model, not a curated record
AUGGCAUCGAACAGCAUCUUCGAUUCCUUCCCGACCUACUCUCCGACCUUCAUCCGCGACCCGAGCACCAGCCGCCGCUUCACACCUCCCUCCACGGCCUUCCCCUGCGGCGGCGGCGGCGGCGGCAAGAUGGGCGAGAACAGCGGCGCGCUGGGCGCGCAGGCGGCCGUGGGGCCCGGCGGGCGCGCCCGACCCGAGGUGCGCUCGAUGGUGGACGUGCUGGCGGACCACGCGGGCGAACUCGUGCGCACCGACAGCCCCAACUUCCUCUGCUCCGUGCUGCCCUCGCACUGGCGCUGUAACAAGACGCUGCCCGUCGCCUUCAAGGUGGUGGCUCUGGGGGACGUGCCAGAUGGAACGGUGGUGACAGUGAUGGCGGGCAACGAUGAGAACUACUCCGCUGAGCUGCGCAACGCCUCAGCUGUCAUGAAGAACCAGGUGGCCCGGUUCAACGACCUUCGCUUCGUGGGCCGAAGUGGGCGAGGGAAGAGUUUCACACUGACCAUCACCGUGUUCACCAACCCCACGCAAGUGGCCACCUACCACCGAGCCAUCAAGGUGACCGUGGAUGGACCCCGGGAGCCCAGACGGCAUCGACAGAAGCUGGAGGACCAGACCAAGGCGUUCCCCGACCGCUUCGGGGACCUGGAGCGCCUGCGCAUGCGGGUGACGCCGAGCACGCCCAGCCCCCGAGGCUCGCUCAGCACCACCAGCCACUUCAGCAGCCAGGCCCAGACCCCCAUCCAAGGCACCUCCGACCUGAACCCUUUCUCCGACCCCCGCCAGUUUGACCGCUCCUUCGCAGCGCUGCCGACCCUCCCGGAGAGCCGCUUCCCGGACCCCCGGAUGCAUUACCCAGGGGCCAUGUCGGCCGCCUUCCCCUACAGCGCCACACCCUCAGGCACAAGCAUCAGCAGCCUCAGCGUGGCCAGCAUGCCGGCCACCGGCCGCUUCCACCACACCUACCUCCCGCCGCCCUACCCGGCGGCCCCGCAGAACCAGAGCGGGCCCUUCCAGGCCAACCCUUCCCCCUACCACCUCUACUACGGCGCGUCCUCCGGCUCCUACCAGUUCUCCAUGGUGGCCGGCAGCAGCAGCGCUGGCGACCGCUCGCCCACCCGCAUGCUGGCCUCCUGCCCCAGCAGCGCCGCCUCUGUGGCCACCGGCAACCUCAUGAACCCCAGCCUGGGUGGCCAGAGCGACGGCGUGGAGGCCGACGGCAGCCACAGCAACUCGCCUACCGCCCUGAGCACGCCCGGCCGCAUGGACGAGGCCGUGUGGCGGCCCUACUGA